Oikopleura dioica is the source of this 825-nucleotide messenger RNA. The record is from the annotation of a GenBank genome assembly. NCBI's taxonomy places the organism in Eukaryota, Metazoa, Chordata, Appendicularia, Copelata, Oikopleuridae.
AUGACCGAACAUAUCGAAGAAAUCGCCACUAACCACUCAGACUCCGGCUGCGGCGGAUCCUCUGGAGGCGAAUCUCCACAACGAGAGAAACUCACCUUUGAUGUUCGACUAAAGGCUGAGCCUGAAGAGCAUAUGCAGGUUUCAAUGCCACAACAAGACAACAGCUCGGAACACAGCGGUGACUCUCGGCGAAAGCGAAACUUCGUCGACGACAAGGAUAAGGACGAGUCUUACUGGGUCAAGAGAAAGAAGAACAAUGAGGCCGCUAGACGAUCCCGAGAAAAACGACGAAUGAAUGAUCUUCUCCUCGAGCAACGAGUCGUUUCUUUGACUGAAGAAAACAAACAGCUCAAGGGACAGCUCUUGGCGCUCAAACUUCGAUAUGGUGAACUUGAAGAGUUCAAGCCCAAGUCCGCCUAUGAAAAGCCCGGACAGCUCUUCACUAAUCGCAAUGGAGAUACUUCCGCUACCGUCCUCGUCAAUUCUCCUGAACAUCUCGCUCAGCAUCUUCAGGCCCGCGCCGCUGCCGCUCAUCAUCAUCACAUGGCCAUGAACCAUCAGGCUCCUUCCUCGCCACCCAAGAAAAGUGGAGGCUUUUCCAUCGAUAACCUGCUCGGCAAGAGCUCCUCUGACGAAGAAAUGGAGACCAACCGACCUCCAUCGACCGAUUCGGGCAAUAACUCCGACGAUGUCGCUCCUGCCUAUCCCGCUGGCUACAGUCACAGUCUGUACAACCCGAUGAUGUACGCGCACUUGGCGAAAUCCUCUCCUUACCUUCUUAACCCUGCCCUUAUGGCACAGCAAAAACUUUACGGUAUGAAUUGA